CUCUGUGCGCGACGCCAUUUUCAGCCGCUCCGAGCGCAUCACGACCAGAGAAGUGGCGCUGGUUGCUUCUGCGACCAUUUGGACCGCUGCUGUUGUGGAGCUUGCAUCGCUGCGUGCAAAUUAGCCUUGUGGAGCAUCGCUGCCGAGUUGCACAGGCGCCGCCGGGGCGAAAUCACACGAGACGCCAUCGCUGCGAGCGAUGCCAGAAGCACUAGUGAUAGCGGGCUCCUACGAGGGCGGCCUCCACGGCUGGACCUUUGACAAUGAUAAUUACGAGCUCAAGUUCUCGUUCGCGGCGCACCAGGGCUGUAUACGGUGCGUCGCGACGAAUAGUCACGUCGAGGACGCCCAGCCGCUGUUGCUCACGGGCGGCGACGAUGAGGUGAUUCGGGCCUUUUCGUUGUCUACGUUCCGGCAGCUCGGGGAACUAUCAAAACACGCGGGCACCGUGACGGACCUGUGCUUCUGCGGCAGCAAGCACUUCGCGUCUGCAUCUGCCGAUGGUACCAUACUACUGUGGCGAUUAAAGGAGUGGACCUGCGUCCACGUCUUGGGCGGCCACGACAAGCCCGUGCAUUCCGUGGAUGCGCACCCUUCUGGAAGGAUGUUGCUUUCCACUGGAGCUGAUAGAACAUUAAGGUUGUGGGAUUUGGUCGAAGGUCGAGGAGCACAUAUCACGCGGACGAAGGGUGAAGCGUCGAAGGUGUGCUGGAACGGUCCUGCGACGAGCUACCUGUUGAUUCUAGGUGCGCGCGUCGAGGUCUUGGACGUGGAGACGUCGACGGCCGAAUUUGACAUUGAUGUGGGCGCGCGCGUCCUCGACGCGUGUUUCCUCUCUGGUACGGAUUUCGUGGCGACGGCGGACGGCGCGGGUUGUAUUAGUGUGUGGAGUGCACAGGGCUGCGUCUGGCGACGGUCUCGGCGCGGCGGCGGCCGCGUCAAGGCGCUCGCGGGUUUGAGGGUUGGUCCGUGUGACAAAUGCGCGUCGCUGGACGCCUGGGCGGCUUCUUUUAGACUCGUCGCCGCGGCGUCGUCUGGGGCUUGUGAAGCCUGGGCGCCGGCCGGGCCCGCCGACGAUCUUGAUGAUGAGGACGCCGCCGCGCCGGCGGCCGUCGCCGCGGGCACGACGGCGCGCCUCACUUGUUUAGCAGUGCACGCCGUGAGUACAACGCGGCCGCGGAGCAACAGCAGCUUCUCCGGCGAGGCGUCGAAGCGCGGCCUCAAGGACAAGCUGAAGCGAAAACGGGCGCGGUCGCGGUCCGGGAGCGGCGUGUAA
Molecule: messenger RNA, 1276 nt
Organism: Pelagomonas calceolata
Lineage: Eukaryota; Pelagophyceae; Pelagomonadales; Pelagomonadaceae
Source: the annotation of a GenBank genome assembly